AUGCCCAUAUAUAGCGCAAGUGUGACUGCCCGUCUGGCGCAGUCAUCUCCAUCUGUGUCCGCCGAGAAGGGCGCAUACCGCAUGCGUGCGCCGCCAACCCGCUCGCCGUCCAAGCUGCCACGCCGCUCGCGCGUCCACCAUCCGACGCCGUCGUCGUAUGAGAAGCAAAUGGCGGUCCUUGUCGUCCUCCUGAUCUCUGCAACCCUGUCCUCAUUCGGCGCGGCGUACUAUCUAUUCACGACGAGGUGGGAGGCUCGUGCUCCUCCUUAUGUGCUAGGCGGCUCUGACGCUAUCUCUCGGCCUCAAGUCGUCCAGUUUGACUUUGACUCUGACUUCGACCCGGCACCAGCUGCGUCGACGCUCCCGUCGGGCGACCCUGGAGAGAGAUAUUUGGCUUAUUUACCGCAUAGUGGUUUCCAUAACCAGCGUAUUGCUUUCGAAAAUGCUCUCGUGUUGUCGCGCUUACUCAAUCGAACUUUGCUUGUCCCUCCUGUGCGCCUGGGCGAUCUGCCGAUCUACUAUCAUCCCUUCGAUGAGCUGCGCGGUGCGAUCAACAAUUCAAGCAAGUCUGGCCUCGCGUUCUGCAAGGGCCUCUCCUCGGAGGAUCUGUAUGUUGCCUCUGAAUGUCGUGGAUAUCAUGACUACACGUUUGUACCCUGGGAAUGGCUAGUCAACCUGAACGAAAUUAAGAAGGAACAGAAGCUGCUAGCCUGCUGGAACUUGACCGACGCCUGGCUAGAAGAGCAACUUUUCAUGAAAAGUGAAGACGUCUUCUACCUUAGAGACACUGCUCGCAAUCACUAUGGUUUUGUCGACUUUGCUCAGUCUUCAACUCUCCUCUCCCGCAAAUAUCUGGAGUCCCUCUACAUACCCUCUCUGGAGCCUCGGUCAGAACGUCUCCUCUUCCUGGGAACGCUCUUCGGCUCCUCGCGCCUACACCUGCGUAAACCAGGAAACUACAGCUUUCGUAAACGCAUCCGGCAGUCCAUGACAUUCACCAACCCUGCGCUGACUGCAGUAGCCGACGCCAUACGCGUCGCGCUCGGCGGGCAGUACCUCGCAGCGCAUAUACGCCUUGGUGACGGCCUCUUCCUCGAGAAUGCGCACGGCAAUGUCCGCCUUGCGUGGUGGAAGCUCGUGCACGGCUCGCUCGGUCUUGCCGUGGAGGACGUCCUUGCGCUGGAGCGCGCAUUCUACUUUGGCGACACAGAGGCAAACCUGGAAGACGUGGUCCUCGCUCCGCCCCGCAUCCCUGCAGAUAUCCCUGCGCUUCGCGUCCCACACCCGCCGCUACCGCCACUCUCGGGGAACACUUUCUCGGGGAACACUUCGCACGAACUCGUGUGCCAUGGGCCACUGCACACAUCGCCGCUUCUGCAGGUGCUGAACACGCCACUCUUUAUAUCGACGGACGCGUUGGACCCGCGCACCGAGCCGCUGCUCGCGCGCUUCGUGCAGACGUUUCCAUGCACCGUAUUUCUGUCCGACUUUGGGAGAUAUACAGCUGCACUGGACGGCCUCGAGAACGGGUAUGACGGACUGCAGCUCAAACCGUUCCUGAUUCCGUUCUUGGAUGCGAUGAUAGCGGCGCGGGCAUGGCAGGUCGUUGGUACUGAGCAGAGCACAUUCAGUGCGUUCGUGCAGGAUGUGCUAUGGCGAACUUACCAUGGUUUCGAGAUUGUGCAGCGGGGCUGA
Molecule: messenger RNA, 1695 nt
Organism: Postia placenta MAD-698-R-SB12
Lineage: Eukaryota; Fungi; Basidiomycota; Agaricomycetes; Polyporales; Adustoporiaceae
Exons: 1
Coding region: 1-1695 (564 amino acids)
Source: RefSeq, a predicted model, not a curated record